GUUGCGCCUGCGCACAGUUGGCUUUCUACCGUUGACGUCUGCGGAUUUGUGCGAACCCAGUGUCUGCGUUUCAGCGCUUUUUUCGCGGUUCGGUUCGAUUUGAUUGUGGACGUGGACUCUUCCUCCUCAUCGCUCACCUCUGCAGAGAUACAGAUACAGAUACAGUGUGGCGAACAUGUGAAGUGGCAAUAAUCGAAAGAGCAAGCAACAGAAAUUAGAACAAGCCCACAGCAAAAAAUAACGAGAGAAGGCGAUAUAAAAAGAAGUGAACAAAAACGCCAAUUCGAAUAUAGUUAAAAUGCGGCUAAAAAAUUGUGAAAAUGGUUGACAAAAAGUUUACGAAAUUGUCAAAUACAUUCCAAAUACAACCACCAAAAUUCCCAACACAGUGCUAAAAGUGAACAAAAACAGUGCAAUACGAAAGGAAAUACGCUUAACAAAAAGUUAAAAUUCAAAGCAAAUUCUACAAAAUAAAUAAAUAAUAUUACACAUGCUAAAUACUCCCAAAAGAAACGCUGUUGUAAAUAUUUUAAGCCGGAAAUCAGCUGCGUUGACCCCAUUGUACAUACUGCAAACUGAAAAAAAGCAAACGGAAAACCAAGAAUAUUGGAAAGCAAUCUAAAUUAAACCACUAUCCACUACGGAACUAUCAUCCCAGAUUGCAGGGUUGCAAUUUAUAUCUUUAUCCCACACAUAAUAAACAAUCUACUCGUACUACUACCCGUUCAUUAUUUUAUGCAUAGUUUUAUGUCUUCCUCCCAUUGUUUUUGAUUAGCAAAUAUAAUUGAAAACGGAUUAUCGCAAGCACAAAAACUUAAACAGAAAAAUCCAGCAAACAACUGCCAGAGAACGUUAAUUAAUUUUUGAAUAUUAUUUUCAAAAUGUCUAUUAGCUGAAGCUGCAAUUUCGUAACACUGACACUUGGCCCUUGGAUAGCGCAGGAUCUGACAACCCUCGGAUCGCCGGAAGAUUCGCCUCGAUCGCCUGGGUCCACUGACAAUGAAGUUUUGCAGCAUGAACGGCCCAAGUGAAUCGGAAGUUGAGAGCCUGCUGAUGAGCCCCUGCUGGGGACCGCCCCAGACCUCCGCCCAGGAUCAGUACCUGCUCGACGGGCACAAGCUGUUGCUGGAGCACGAACUGGACUCCCUGCCCAGCGAUGCGGACCAGAAGAACUCGCUGGACGUCCUGGACAAUCUGCUGCUGAACGGAUCGUCCCUGAACGCCUUGUCCGAUCUGAAACCGCUGCCGCCCUUCACCGGCUACACGGGCCACCUGUCCAUCAAUGGCAUCUCCGGCCACCAUUACCAUGCCAUCGCCCAACGGCUGCCGGAUGAGAGCAACAACAACUACAUGCAGAGUGCCUAUCACCCGCAGAACAACCAAUCGAAUCCCACAUCCACCACGCAGUCGAAUGGGGGCAGCAAUAGCAGCUCCAACUCCAACGAGCACAACAUAGUCUCCUCCUCCACCUGCUUGCCAGAGAGUGUCCUGAGUGGGAGCGGCGGUGGGGGCAACGAUGCCUGCCUGGCGGACGUGAAGCUCUUCGCCGAUAGUCAACUAGAUUCUAAGCUUUACUCGGUGGCCGAUAGCUGUGUGAUGAAUGGUUCCGGCUCGGGCUCGUCGGCCAAUGGAGCGGGCAACCCCAGCAUAGCCACCCUGACGCCCAUCGACCAGGUGGCCGAUUCCCUGCACAAUUCCGGCGUUCGGAUCUACAAGGAUCUGACGGAGUACGUGGAUAUGAACUCCAUAGACGACAUAGCCGCCAUUAUAGGUUCCGCCAUUGCGGACACCACGGUGCCCAAUCAGCUGGACAAGGAUGACAACAACGACACGCGGGACAGCUGGAUGGAUCUCGACGCCUGGAUCGAUGGCAAUUGCAUACAGCAGGAGUCGGCCAAGGUGCUGGUGUCGCAGCAGGAUUCCCUGGGGGACUUCAUGCUGCCGCACAGCCCGCUGCCCAUGCACGCCAGCAGUUCCACGCUCCAGAGCUUACUGAGCCACGGUUACAUGCCUCUCCUCCAGAAUCGCCUGCAGAAUGGUCCUCCCAAUGGCAAUUCCUCGGGCGGAGGAGCAGGGAAUCCCGGAGCGGGGAUCAAGGGAGAUCCCCAGGCGCCCACAUCUACCUCGUACUGCAACGAACUGGCGGCGGCCACCAGCAGCAGUUGCAGUCCACCGGGAUCGGUGGUCAGCACAACGGACAAUCCCAACGGGCUAAUGAUCAAUCCGCGGUAUCUGAGCAAUCCGACCAACAACCAGGCGGCGGGGAAUCAUCCCCACCAGCAGGGUGGCUACUCCAUGCAGAAUUCGGGCCUGUCCCUCAAGGAUAAUGGCCUGUGUUCCCCAGACCUCCUGGGCAACUAUCCGCACACGACGACGGCCAGCACGACGGGUUCGGAGAUGAGAACUGGGGCGCCCAAGGCCAAGCGAUCGCGUUCCCAGAAGAAGUCCAACCAGCAGCAACAGCAGCAGCAGCAGCAACAGCAGCAGCAGGGCGAGGGUGGUGGUCCACCGACAACGCCCCAAAUGAGCGCCAUCUCGCCGUCCGGCUUCAGUGCCAGCGAUCUGAGUGGCCUGCUGGGCAAGGAGAAGCCCGUGCACCGGUGCAGCAUCUGCAAUCGGGGAUUCCUCAACAAGUCCAACAUCAAGGUGCACCUGCGCACCCACACGGGCGAGAAACCCUUCCGCUGCGACGUCUGCGCCAAGGCCUUUCGCCAGAAGGCGCACCUGCUCAAACAUCAACAGAUACACAAGAGAAUUGGGCGUGACUGACGCUCCUCCACGAGCUUUUUGUUAUAGACGAACAACCAAGUAGCAUCUCCCAGGGAGAGGCGCCAUUCGCAGCACAGAAAAAUAAGAUUAGAUAUGGUGGGAACGGAACUGGUAUAAUCACCGCUUUUCAAAAAAGAAACACCUCAAUUUCGUCCUUAAAAGGUGGAAUUUGCAGAGUUCUUUUUAGAAAAGUUGAGGUUUUAUGCUUACUGUACUGCCAAAUGCUUAACAAAAUAUAUCCCUGCUCUCUGAUAGUUAGAGAAUUGAUUGAAAAUAUCUUUGUAGAUCUAAAAACAAAUAGUUUGGUUUUCAAAAGUGUGAAAAGUCACUCAAAUCUCUAGGGAUUUCAAAUCUCCUGAAAUUGUGCCUUAAUGUAGCAAUGUUUUUUUGCAGCUAUUCUAGUUCACCAAAAACCCUAGAAAUUGUUUUCAUAUCACUUAUGAGUUUGUCAGCGAAUGAUAUAUUCUUUGUUCUGUUAAAGUUCUUGUUAAUCUUAUAAUUUUCUGUAAUUUGGAUUCUCCAAGGAUCUAAAUUAAGUGCUGGGUGCGUUCUCCCUGCGUUCUCUGUGUGCGUGUGUGCCAGUGCUCGGCCAGGAUUAUGUCUGAGUAUCGCUCAGAACUCGGAGAUGGUCCAGUCUAUAUAUACAUAUUAUAUGGAUAAAUGCUUAAGAGGUCACGCAGUGGCAUACACACACUUUUUGAUAUUCGUUGUUGUUGGUUGCUUUUGAUCUCUUCGCUUAUUCGUAGUUAGUGAGAGUAAAGGUUAGAAAAAUAUCAAACAGUUAAAAAAUGUUCCAUUAAACACUUAAAUACUUCAAACAAGUAAGAAAAAAAUUUAAUUUUUGAAAGGAAGAUCAAAAUUCCUAAGCAAUAUUUUUGGAAUAAAAGAAAACCCAUACCCAUGAUAGAUCCUGAAGAUCAGUUUCGACAGGUUACUUACCAUCAACCUACUACCUCCAACAAGAUCAGCUUUUGGAACCCUUUUUAGCACACCAUGACCAGUUCUUUAGAGAUAGCGAAAACCCAAAGAGACCACAAGCAAUGUAAGAACAACGAAGCGUCCAAUUGUCAUUCUGCAACUGUUGUUCUGUUUUGAUGCAGGGUCGCGAACUUCGAGCAACAAAGGUCCUGGCACAGGUAAAUCGUAUCUAAUAACAAUCUAGACAAUAAUACCAAUUAAGGAGGGGGGAGUAAGAGGAAGUUGUAUAAAGUUCUGAAUGUUGUCUGUACCUCAUCAUGUUGAAAACUGAAAUAGUGACGCAUACAAAUUACAUUUUAAUCUAACACUAAUCACGCAAAAGCAAUAACAAUUUUAAAUUAAUUACUUUUAAAAUGUACAAACCAAUGGAAAA
Molecule: messenger RNA, 4120 nt
Organism: Drosophila biarmipes
Lineage: Eukaryota; Metazoa; Arthropoda; Insecta; Diptera; Drosophilidae
Gene: ich
Product: ichor
Exons: 3
Coding region: 1000-2769 (589 amino acids)
Biological process (GO): embryonic pattern specification; regulation of transcription by RNA polymerase II; embryonic hindgut morphogenesis
Cellular component (GO): nucleus
Molecular function (GO): RNA polymerase II transcription regulatory region sequence-specific DNA binding; DNA-binding transcription factor activity, RNA polymerase II-specific
Source: RefSeq, a predicted model, not a curated record